This is a messenger RNA of Maniola jurtina (meadow brown), 2832 nucleotides long. RefSeq names its product N6-adenosine-methyltransferase subunit METTL3 (gene Mettl3). The transcript is spliced from 14 exons. The record is from RefSeq and is a predicted model, not a curated record. Lineage: Eukaryota; Metazoa; Arthropoda; Insecta; Lepidoptera; Nymphalidae. Gene Ontology annotation, cellular component: nucleus; RNA N6-methyladenosine methyltransferase complex. Gene Ontology annotation, molecular function: mRNA (2'-O-methyladenosine-N6-)-methyltransferase activity; mRNA m(6)A methyltransferase activity. The coding region runs from base 175 to 1893 and encodes 572 amino acids.
UUUGACUUUGACUUGUAUGUAGGUUUGAGUGUUUGUGGUAUUUUGUAUUUGUAAUAAAAACAUAAUAAAAACUAAAAAAUUAAAAUUCUAUCCAACAACAGUUUCCUCUUUUGAGUUGAGACUUCCUAAUGAACAAAAAUUGAGAGUAACUACAGUUAAGAAUAUUUAAAACCCAUGUCUAAAAGAUUAGCCAUGUCAGAUGCAUGGGAGGAAAUUCAAGCGGUGAAAAGCAAGCGAAAUAGUUUAAGAGAGAAGUUAGAAAAGAGGAAGAAAGAAAGGCAAAGUAUUCUUGGUGCAACUUUGGCCAGCGACAAAAAUGAAGGGACGCCGGUCACCUCAUCAAGUAGAGACAGAGCAGUUGGAAGUCCGGCAUCGGCCAAAACUGAAACUCCUUUAGAGAAACCUAAACCAAUGCUCUCAGCAUCCCUAGAAGUGAGGUUGCUACAAGUGCUGUCAGACAUGCAGUUGCAACUGCCUGCAACAGCCAGUGCUCUUUUGCCAGGCUUGGGUGAUGUUGAUACUGGCAUUGUUGCCAGUUUAUUACAGAAGUUUGCCACUCAGAAGCUUAUUGUAAUAAAAGAAAGAACUGAAAGCACGACAGAUGCCAGCAUAGAAGUUGUGAGCGCUGAAUCUGUGAGACUGGCUGCAGUUUUAGCUGCUCUUAUGGAGGAACAGUCUGCCCCUGCCAAGAGAAAAGGUGAUAAAAAAAUAGAGGAAGGACCAAAUCCAAAAGUUUCUAAAACCACAACAGAUGAAAAGAAAACAGGGAAAGACGAUACAGACAUUAUGUCUUUGCUGGCAAUGCCUUCAAGUCGAGAGAAAGCAGUGAAAAGAGUUGGAGAAGAAAUCAUGGAUCUAUUGAGCAAACCCACAGCCAAAGAGAAAUCACUUGCUGACAAAUUCAAGAGUCAAGGAGGUGCUCAAGUAAUGGAGUUCUGUCCGCAAGGCACGCGCGCGGAAUGCGUACGUGCGUUCAAGAGUCCAGGUGGCGAGCCCGGUGGCUACACCUGCAAGAAGCUGCACUUCAAGAAGAUCAUCCAGAGCCACACGGAUGAGAGCCUCGGAGACUGCUCCUUCCUCAACACCUGCUUCCACAUGGACAGCUGCAAGUAUGUUCACUAUGAAGUUGACAAUGCUGAUCCUAACUUAAACGCGAACAAAUUAAUCGCAGAAACGGUUACAAAAGGAAGUCACAAUGGUACCAAUGUAACUCCAAAACAAGAUGGAGUGCUAACCUUGACACCACCCCAGUGGAUCCAGUGUGAUUUGAGAUAUUUAGACAUGACAUUUUUAGGAAAGUUCGCGGUGAUAAUGGCGGAUCCGCCGUGGGACAUCCACAUGGAGCUGCCGUACGGCACCAUGUCCGACGACGAGAUGAGGUGCCUGGGGGUGCCGCAGCUGCAGGACAGCGGCCUAAUCUUCCUGUGGGUUACCGGUCGGGCUAUGGAGCUCGGUAGGGAGUGCCUGAAGCUGUGGGGCUACGAGCGCGUGGACGAGCUGAUCUGGGUGAAGACCAACCAGCUGCAGCGGAUCAUACGCACCGGCCGCACGGGCCACUGGCUCAACCAUGGCAAGGAACAUUGUUUGGUGGGAAUGAAGGGCAAUCCCGACAAUCUGAACCGUGGCCUCGAUUGUGACGUCAUCGUGGCGGAAGUGCGCGCAACGUCGCACAAGCCUGAUGAAAUCUACGGCAUUAUUGAAAGGUUGAGUCCUGGCACAAGAAAAAUAGAGUUAUUUGGUCGACCACACAAUGUUCAACCUAACUGGAUAACCCUCGGUAACCAAGUAGACGGCGUCCGCUUGGUGGACCCCGAGCUAAUAGUCGCGUUCAAGAAGAGAUACCCCGACGGCAACUGCAUGGCGCCGCCGCCGCCCGACCCGGGCCUGCCCUAGCCCCAGACUUAAGCCGCGUUUACAUUGUGCAACUGUCUUGUACUAUACUCUAUCUAUAGAAAGAAGUUCGUAUAGCGUUCUCUCUGUUACGCAAUCCCACACAGAGGGCAGCACACAAACAUGUUUUCAAAAAUAAUUCGAAAUUCAAUUCGCAAAUGUUUUAAAAAAACAUUCGAAAUUCGAACUUCGUUGGUGACUCAAAAUGGUUAACGCCCACUGAGUUUUAGGCACUGUCAUUUGUAUGGGAUUACGCAACAGAUAGAGCCCUAUAUUAACUUCUUUCCGUGGAUAGAGUUAUAGCAAGUUGCAUUCAGCUUGAGUAGUGGAAACAUAAAUCUGUAUGUAGAUAGUUUUGAAUUUGUAAGCAAAAUGCACAACUGCCGUUUGCGUGCAAGUGGCAAGCCAGCUGGUGUACAAACUUCUUGCAUGUGAGGUGCAAGCUCUAGCAAACAUGUUUCCAAUGCAAGUAACUAGCACGCAAAUGUGACGUCAUACAUGCUCGCAAGUAUUUGCGCAGUGGAAACGCGACUUUACGAGACUCUUAGACAAUGGCCCAACGCACUCGGAAAAUGUGUACGGGGAUCAUUUACCGUGUGAACAAUGUUGGCCAACAAUGACACUAAAUGAAUCUUAAAAAAAUAGUUAGACUCUUGAUAAAUAAUACAAGAUGAGCUAACGGGACGUCAAAAAGUGUCCGCAAAAAUAUCCACUCAGUCCCAAUUGGGCGUUUAUUUGUUAUUUAACCGAUCCAUGCUUUAACGUUAUUUAAUUAAGGUAAGUUUUACAAUGCAAUGUUGGAGCACUUAUGUAAUUUUUUUUAACUCUGCUAUAAACAGCACAGUGUGAAAUUUAAUUGGAUUUUAAACAUUUUUAGCAAUAAAUAUUUUUCUUUAGCAUAAGUCAAUAUGUAUUUGUAAAUAAAUAAAAUAUUUUUUAAUA